GUUCAUUUGUAAAUAUUGUAGCUGAAUGAAUUCCUUUCCAUUUCUAGCUCGUUUGAAAGGAUACUUUCUACCCUCAACAUUUGAAGUCUCUCUGUGCUUGCUGUAUCUUCUAAAUCAUUGCUAAUCUUUCAACCUUUCCAGGUCAGCCUAUGAAGACACCAUGCGUGCUUAAACCUACAGAGAAGUUGUGAGAGAGCAGGUUCUCAUGGCAACUUUUAGUAGCUCCUUCAUCAGUUUUCUACUACUAUCAGCUAUUGUUCUCGCUCUGUUUUUCCUCUGCUUAUCUCCCUUUAAUCAAACAACCAAGAUUUCAAGUCGUUCGUCUUCUUUUUUUACACCUAAUUACAGUAUUGAUGGUAACACCAACCAUACUUUUGAUAGCUUUCAAUCCUUUUCUUCACCAAUUCUUUUGCUACCACCUCCAAACCCCACUUUUGAAAGGCUUCAACCCUCCCCCUCACCCUCGCCGUCACCAUCACAAGGCAUUUCACUAAUUACAAGGCUUGAAAGAAAAAAGACACGUUUUGAUGGAAUUGAAGCAGGUUUAGCUAGAGCAAGAGCUGCCAUUUACGAAGCAGUUCGGUCACAUAACUCUUCAUCAUACAAGGAGGGGAGUUAUAUCCCCAGAGGAGCCAUGUACAGAAAUCAUUAUGCAUUUCAUCAGAGUUAUACAGAGAUGGAGAAGAGGUUCAGGAUAUGGGUUUACAAGGAAGGAGAGCGGCCUCUAGUCCAUUCUGCGCCCUUAAACCUCAUCUACAGCAUUGAAGGUCAGUUUCUUGAUGAGAUGGAAAGUGGGAAGAGCCCCUUUGCUGCUAGUCACCCCGAUGAGGCACACACAUUCUUACUCCCUAUCAGCGUGGCCUAUAUCAUUCACUUUAUCUACAGGCCCCUCGUUACAUUCUCUCGUGUGGAGCUGCAGCGUUUGGUCCAAGAUUAUGUUGCUGUAGUCGCCGGCAAGUACCCUUACUGGAAUAGAACUGAGGGAGCUGAUCAUUUCUUGGUUUCUUGUCAUGACUGGGCACCAGACAUCUCACGAGCCAAUCCUCGUCUCUACAAGAACUUUAUUAGAGUCCUUUGCAAUGCAAAUACAUCAGAGAGAUUCGAGCCUCGAAGAGAUGUUUCAAUACCUGAAAUCAACAUCCCGUUCGGCAAGUUUGGACCGCCUGGCAAAGGUCUACCCCCUAGUAAGCGCUCGAUUUUCGCUUUCUUCGCUGGAGGAGCUCAUGGUUACAUCAGGAAGCUCUUGUUGGAACAUUGGAAAGAUAAAGACAAUGAAAUUCAAGUCCAUGAGUAUCUCGAUCAUAACAAGAAAAACGAUUACUUCAAAUUAAUGGGUCAAAGCAAGUUCUGCCUGUGCCCUAGUGGAUAUGAAGUAGCAAGUCCAAGAGUGGUGACAGCAAUUCAAUCGGGGUGUAUACCUGUGAUCAUUUCUAAUAAUUAUACAUUGCCAUUUAGUGAUGUUCUUGAUUGGAGUAAGUUCUCAGUGAACAUUCCAUCGGAAAAGAUACCUGAAGUUAAAACAAUUUUAAAGAAGAUUUCAUUCAGAAGGUAUCUGAUAUUGCAAGGGAGAGUUAUGAAGAUGCAGAGACAUUUCAAAUUGAACCGACCUGCUCAGCCGUAUGACAUGCUUCAUAUGAUACUUCAUUCAAUAUGGCUAAGGAGGCUUAAUGUCAGGCCGCCAUUUUGAUGUUCAAAGUCCUUACACCCACGUAGGGCAUCAAAAGAUGUUCUUUAAUUUGCAGUAAAAGCAGACAUGCAUGUAUUUGAUUGUUCCAUGGUGUAACAAAUGAAAAUGUAUGACAUUAACAUUUGUUUUCAAGCUUUUCAGAAUGUUCA
Molecule: messenger RNA, 1836 nt
Organism: Populus euphratica (Euphrates poplar)
Lineage: Eukaryota; Viridiplantae; Streptophyta; Magnoliopsida; Malpighiales; Salicaceae
Product: probable glycosyltransferase At5g20260
Exons: 4
Coding region: 206-1687 (493 amino acids)
Molecular function (GO): glycosyltransferase activity
Source: RefSeq, a predicted model, not a curated record